CGACUCGACGCCCGCGUCGAUUUACCCAUCAUACUGUAUUUCGCUCCAGUCUUGGUCGGCACUCCGAGCUUUCGAUAGAGUAUACGCGUCACAAAACGCCACGAAGCGCACCACCUGUUACCCGUAAAUAAAUAAAUAAAUAAAUAAAUAAAUAAAUAAACAGAUAAACACGUUUAUGCAUACCUACGCAUAAGUUCGAAGAAAUUUUUAACAUUCGUUUUCCUUCCACUUCAAACUUCGCGAGAUAAUUUACCGGAAAAUAAACAAAUCCGAUCGGCAAACGGUUUCAUAAUAUUUCUGUAAUUAACGAAUACGUUACAACAGAGAAGAAGAAGAAGAAGAAGAAGAAACGAAGGAACGAAAAAAAAAAAAAAAAAUCGAUGAUGAUGUAGAACGAAAUAAGACAAAUUAUCGAAUUUCUUACGGCUAAUUUUUCAUUCCUCUGCUUUUAUAGUCUCGUUUUUUAGUCUACAUUUUCCAUCGGUUUGUACAACGUUGUUGUUUCCUUUACCAACACAUCUGCGGUGGAUGUUUUCGGCGGUGGUGGAUAAAAGAGAAGAAAAAAAAGAAAAAAGAAAAAAAAAAAGACACCAGAAAAAGAAAGAAACUUCAGAAUUAAUAAUUGUACGUUACUACACCGCAAAGGUUUGGCAAAAAUUUGACUCGUCGCGUUAAAAUUGAUUUCAAAAACGUGUAAAAAUCAAACCCCAGAGUCGCGUAUAUCAUAAGAUUUAUUUACCAACUGAAAUUAUAAUAAAAGUGUAAUAAUUGUUGUUUUGUUUAAUCGAUUAUUCGCCGAAAUAUCUCUAAUAUCACGGUUGUAUAAUAACAAAGUUAACAUAUUGUGUAAACCCGCAAGUUUCCCGGCGCCUCAAAAAUCGACGUUCGUUUUUUCCGCGUCGAUUUUGCAACGGUUUCUUAUUUUAAUUUGAAAAAAAAAAAGUUUUUUUUUUUUUCCCGCUUCGAGAAUCGAGAAAAAGAAUUGUAAGCAGAAAGAAAAGUAAUGGGAGAAUAUGAUAAUAAGUCAUCCUGAGACAUAUGAUUCCAAAAACGAUAUAAAAAGCAACAAGUCGAUUGAAGAUAAGAAGGGAAGGAAAAAAAAAAAAAAGGGAAAAGGAAAAGGAAAUGAACAAAUUUCAGGCAAAGUUGCCGAUCGUCUAAUUUAUACAGACAUCGGGCGUCUUACGUACGUCUCAUCGUUAUUCGAAUCGCGUGAACAAAUAACCGUCAACGAAUUAAAUUCGCGAAAGGGAUUAUUCUCGAAAACAAUUUAUAUCUCAUUCCCGUUUAACAACUAAUUUACACAAAAAUACAAAAGCAUGUCGCCGCGAAACGGAUCCUGCAUGGCGGAGAUAAGCUCGGUGAGAAGUCUCUCCUCGGAGGACGUUUCCGGGGCGAAAGGAAGUCGUCGUAAGUCGUGCUGGGCGCGAACAACGGAUCCGACCCAUCGGCGAGGUCGGCGAAUCCAGCUGCUGCAGAUGCUGGUUCUGCCCUUCAUCCCGAUCCUAGCGCUGAUCGUACAGACGGCGAUCACCCUCCACGACAUUCUGAUAUACAGGCAAGAAGUCUCGGAUAUCGAGACGCAGGUUACGAUAGCCACCGACCUGGGAAAAGUUGUGACAAGGAUGCAGCUUGAAAGAUCAGAAGUAGCUUUCUUCAUUUACACUAACGGAAAUACGCUGAGGUCGAAUUUGACCCAAAGAUUUGCGGUAACGGAUCGAGCCCUCCACAACAUGACAACAUGGCCUCUAGUUUCGGUGCCUCGAGACGAGACCAAGACCCAAAAAUACGAUGUAGUUAACAAGGAAGCAUUUCAGGAACGGCUCAACGAUUUCAGGGAAAAAAUCAGCUCCGAAGAGAGCAGCAUAUCCGAAGUUAUGGCCUGGUACACGAGUGUAAACGCGGCUAUGCUAGAUCACCUGACUAACCAGAUAAAAGAGACCGACAACAGCGGAGUGUGGAGGUAUCUGAUAUCUUUCAAGAAUCUUCUUCGAAGCAUCGAGAGUCUGGGAAUCGCUUCGGUAUACGGAAUAAAUUACUUUGGACGAGGAAUACUGACCGGCGACAGCUACGUAAGUUACGUACGCCACGAGGCGUUGGGAAGAGAUCUUUUGAACGGAUCGCUAACCUACGUACCGUCGUUGAAGAAAUUUUACGAUCACCUGACGCUCACGAUGCCUGAUUACGGAAAAAUUAAGUCCAGGAGGGAUGACAUUUUGGAAAAUCGAAAACGUCAGCCGAGCGUCGAUGACGCCAUAGCCUAUUUCGACUCCAUGGCCACUUACGUCGAUGAACUUAGAAAAUUACAACGCGAACUGCGUCGCAUGAUUAGGGAUUACGUGAACUCAAAUCUUCAGGACGCGAGUAACAAGGAAGUCGCCGGUAUCGCGAUCGUAGUUCUGGUUCUCGUCAUUUCACCAAUUAUAAUAAUACUCGUUCGAAACGCCGUCGCUACAAUUCAGAUGUACGCGGCCAAUUUAGCCCAGAAGGCACGAGAAUUGAAGAGGGAAAAGAGAAAGAGCGACACACUCCUAUUUCAAAUGCUACCCCCGAGUGUUGCUCAGCAGUUGAAGCAGACGCAACAGGUUCCCGCCGAAUAUUACGAGGCUGUGACAGUUUACUUCAGUGACAUCGUUGGAUUCACAGAAAUAGCAGCUGAAACCACGCCGCUCGAGGUAGUUACAUUUUUGAAUUCAAUCUACAAGCUCUUCGACGCGAGGAUCGAAUGCUACGACGUCUACAAGGUCGAAACGAUCGGUGACUCGUACAUGGUGGCCUCCGGACUUCCAGUGAAAAAUGGUAAAUGUGACAAGCACGUCUCCGAAAUCGCGACGAUGGCUUUGGACCUGUUAGCCGCAUCGACGGUCUUCCAAGUGCCCCGAAGACCCGGCGAACGUCUCCAAAUACGAAGCGGAGUCCACACCGGACCAGUCGUAGCCGGAAUAGUUGGAACUAAGAUGCCGCGUUAUUGCCUCUUCGGAGACACCGUGAACACCGCAAGUCGCAUGGAAUCUACCGGUGAAGCUCUACGCAUCCACAUCAGUCUCGAAAUGAAAAAGGCACUGGACGCCGUUGGCGGUUUCAGAAUCGAGCAUCGAGGUCUGGUCGACGUUAAGGGAAAGGGUCUGAUGGACACUUACUGGCUAGAGUGCAAGGACGGCGGAAUAGCGAGAGCGGCCGAGCUGGACCUGCCGUCAUUCUUCGAGGAUGUGAGACCAGUUUUCAUGCGACGUCUACGAGAGGAAGACACACUCUGAU
Neodiprion virginianus is the source of this 3258-nucleotide messenger RNA. Its product is annotated as receptor-type guanylate cyclase daf-11. The transcript has 14 exons. The record is from RefSeq and is a predicted model, not a curated record. NCBI's taxonomy places the organism in Eukaryota, Metazoa, Arthropoda, Insecta, Hymenoptera, Diprionidae. Gene Ontology annotation, molecular function: peptide receptor activity; guanylate cyclase activity. The coding region runs from base 1320 to 3257 and encodes 645 amino acids. Gene Ontology annotation, biological process: receptor guanylyl cyclase signaling pathway; intracellular signal transduction; cGMP biosynthetic process.